AACAGAGGGGAGGGAAGACUGCGGCCUAGUCGGCCUCGGGCCAUCCCGAGUUUUCCUAGCGGACCCGCCGCGCCCGGAGCGCCUCCCCCGGCAGGAGUCGGGAUCGAAUAACGGGUCCGCCGGGCGUGGCUUGGCCCGAGCGAGUUCCCGCCUUUUCACGAGUUGAUUCCGCCCCCCGCCGUGGCUUUGUCGGCACGAGGCUUCUGCGCCGGUGAGUGUCAAGGACUCCAACGGGCCCCAAGCCGCUGCCCCGUCGUCACCGCCGCCGUGGACAAAGCGCCGAGGCUCGACAUCAUGAGCUGCGUGGAGAGGGACCUGCUGGACCUCGUGUUGCGCACGGGCUACAACAUCGUCCAGGAGAACGGACAGAGGAAGCUGGGACCGCCGCCCGACUGGCAGGGCCCCCCUCCCGCCCGCGGCUGCGAGGUGUUUCUGGCGAGGAUCCCGCGCGACCUGUACGAGGACGAGCUGGUGCCCGUGCUGGAGGCGGUGGGGCGGCUGUACCAGCUGCGCCUCAUGAUGACGUACCACGGAGAGAACCGCGGCUACGCCUUCGCCACCUUCGCGACGCGCUCGCAAGCCGCGGACGCCGUCAGGAGACUCCACAAGUCGGAGAUCCGCCCGGGGCAACGGAUCGCGGUUCACGUGAGCGUCGACAAUCGCCGCCUCUUCUUGGCGGGGCUGCCGAAGGUUAGGACGCGGGCCGAGGUGAUGGCGGCAAUGAGCGACGUCACGGAGGGCGUCGUGGACGUCCAGAUGCGCUUCUGUCGCCACGACAGGAGCCACAGCCGAGGCUUCGCGUUCGUCGAAUACGAGAGCCACCGCGCGGCCUGCAUGGCCCGCAGGGUGCUGCUGCCGUACUCCUUCCGGCUGUGGGGCCGAGACAUCCACGUGGACUGGGCCAUCCCGCAGCGAGACCCGGGGGCGGCGGCUGCUGCUGCUGCUGCCGCGGCGGUGGUGGUGCCCAUGGGCCUCCUGUACAAGGUCUCCGUUCCCGGGAUGAUGCGGGAAGGCAGCGGCUUCUUCCCCGCGGUGCUGAGCUCCAGCGCGGAAGGAGCUCGCGAAGUGGCCAGCGGCCUUCUCUACGAAAUCCUCGGCGACGCCAACCCCCUGAGGGUGGGCCCGGUCCCCGCCGCCACGCUGCCUCCCGGCUGCCCCGUCCGGAACCUCCCGGCGUAUCCCGGCGACUUCCCCGCGCCCCGGCAGCCGGUCGCCGCGCGCCUGCCGACGAGCGGCACGCACCCGUAG
Lethenteron reissneri (Far Eastern brook lamprey) is the source of this 1248-nucleotide messenger RNA. RefSeq names its product probable RNA-binding protein 46. NCBI's taxonomy places the organism in Eukaryota, Metazoa, Chordata, Hyperoartia, Petromyzontiformes, Petromyzontidae. Gene Ontology annotation, molecular function: RNA binding. The record is from RefSeq and is a predicted model, not a curated record.